AAGUGCACAGAGAUGCAUCAAGAGCACUGUUGUCUCGCAGAGAGACAGUGUAUCUGCUGUCAGAGUUUGAGAAGACAUCAUGGAAGAUUUGAGUAUGAUUCAUGUAAGGAGCAACAGAAGGAGGACAGCCACGUUCCGCGGAUGCAAGAAUAUCCGGGUGUGUGUUAUUACACAGGAGGCAGCGAGCUCCCUCAUGCAUACCUUCAGAACGAGACUGACUCCUGCUUGAGCGAUUCUGAAAGUGAUCUUGGAGAAAUGUGCCACCAGCCGGAUGUCCACGACGUCCACAAUGUCCAGAUGGAUCCAUGUUUCCAGACCUGUGAUGGUAGAGAACAUAACCCUGAAAUUUCUCAUCCUCAAACCAGUGGAAGAAUGAAUGAAGAGCCAGAACCGAGCAAAGACAAUUUAUGUCCCUGCAGGACCGUACAUUCAAGAUGGAGUAGCGGCCAAUGGCCAUCUUUACCUCCUCCAUGUUGUAAUGUGAGAAACUCAUUGGUGAUUGGAGUUGAAGUGGAUGUUCUAGAAGAGGUGGUUUACGAGGACACAGAAAUACUUCAAACACAAACCAUGUUUGACGGAUGCCUGGAGGAUCAUAUGAUGAACUCCACCUCAUGUCAUUGUGACCAGUUGUUUUUCAUGUGACUGGAUCAAAUUACAUUAUUAUUAUUA
Tachysurus vachellii is the source of this 669-nucleotide messenger RNA. RefSeq lists its product as uncharacterized. The record is from RefSeq and is a predicted model, not a curated record. The transcript is spliced from 4 exons. The coding region runs from base 13 to 642 and encodes 209 amino acids. Lineage: Eukaryota; Metazoa; Chordata; Actinopteri; Siluriformes; Bagridae.